AUGGCGGAGCGGGAGGAGCGGCGCUUCGUGGAGCUGCCGCGGGACUCGGUGCGGCUCAUGGCCGAGAGCGCCGGCGUCGAGCUCAGCGACGAGGUGGCCGCGCUGCUGGCCGAGGACGUGUGCUACCGGCUGCGGGAGGCCACGCAGAACAGCUCCCAGUUCCUCAAGCACACCCGGCGGCGCCGCCUCACCGUGGAGGAUUUCAACCGAGCCCUGCGCUGGAGCAACGUCGAGGCCGUCUGCGGCUGCGGCUCCCAGGACUCGCUGCCGUUCCGGCCGCUCCGGGAGGGGGAUUUGUUCUUCCCCGAGGAUCGUGAGGUGAACCUGGUGGAGCUGGCGCUGGCCACCAACAUCCCCAAGGGCUGCGCCGAGACCGCCGUCAGAGUUCACGUGUCCUACCUGGAUGGCAAAGGGAACCUGGAGCCGCAGGGAGCAGUGCCCAGCGCCGUGUCCUCGCUCACCGAUGACCUCCUCAAGUACUACCAGCACGUCACCCGCGCCGUGCUGGGCGACGACCCCCAGCUGAUGAAGGUGGCUCUGCAGGACCUCCAGAGCAACCCCAAGAUCGCGGCGCUGCUGCCCUACUUCGUCUACGUGGUCAGUGGGGUGAAAUCCGUGAGCCACGACCUGGAGCAGCUGAGCCGGCUGCUGCACCUGGCGCGGAGCCUGCUGCAGAACCCCUUCCUGUGCCUGGGCUCCUACGUGUGCAGCCAUGGCUCGGUGCUGUACUGCGUGCUGGAGCCGCUGGCCGCCUCCAUCAACCCCCUCAACGACCACUGGACGCUGCGCGAUUACGCCGCGCUGCUGCUGGGCCGCAUCUUCUGGAGCCACGGGGAGCUGGUGCGGGGGCUCUACCAGCAGAUCCUGCUCUCGCUCCAGAAGGUUCUGGCGGAUCCGGUGCGGCCGCUCUGCUCCCACUACGGGGCCGUGGUGGGGCUGCACGCGCUGGGGUGGAAGGCGGUGGAGCGGGUGCUGUACCCCCACCUCCCCACGUACUGGCCCAACCUCCAGGCCGUGCUGGACGAUUACUCCGUGUCCAACGCUCAGGUCAAGGCCGACGGCCACAAAGUCUACGGCGCCAUCCUGGUCGCCGUGGAGCGGCUGCUGAAGGCCAAGGCUCAGCAAGCGCCGGGCUUUGGGGGUCCCGAGGGGUCCCCCCGGCACAGCCCCCCCGGCCAGGACCCCUCCCCCGAGCUGGGCCUGGGCCGCCCGUUGUUAGCGGGGGCCGCCCCCGCCUCCUCCUCCUCCUCCUCCUCCUCAUCUUCCUCCUCCCCGUCGCCGCCGUCGCUGCGGGACAUGUACCGCGAGCUCUACGACUUCUUCGGGGACAGCCUGGCCGCUCGCUUCGGCACCGGCGCCCCCGCCGAGCCCCCGAGCCCCCCGGGCGCCGCCGAGGGCGCCCGCAAAGAGCCCCCGGCCGAGGGAGCCGCCCGCAAAAUGCCGCAGCUGACCAACGCCACGAAAUGCCGCUUCGCCCCUCGGGGACCCCCGCGCUUCAGCUUCGUGAUCGCGGGGCGCCAGACCGGGCGGCGCUGCCCCGGCCGCAGGUUCCAGACGAGCUUCCCCGCAGCCGCCCGCGCCCCAGCGCUGGGCUCCCGCUACGCGCAGCGCCUGCCCAUGAUCGGCCGCACGGCGCGGGCGGCGCGGCGCUGGCCGCGGGCGGAGUACUCGCUGCUGCUGCUGCUCUGA
This is a messenger RNA of Hirundo rustica (Barn swallow), 1689 nucleotides long. RefSeq names its product TATA-box binding protein associated factor 6 like (gene TAF6L). Lineage: Eukaryota; Metazoa; Chordata; Aves; Passeriformes; Hirundinidae. Gene Ontology annotation, cellular component: SLIK (SAGA-like) complex; transcription factor TFIID complex; SAGA complex. The record is from RefSeq and is a predicted model, not a curated record. Gene Ontology annotation, molecular function: RNA polymerase II general transcription initiation factor activity; transcription coactivator activity; protein heterodimerization activity. Gene Ontology annotation, biological process: transcription initiation at RNA polymerase II promoter; RNA polymerase II preinitiation complex assembly.